GAGAUUCUCUGGAGCAGAAAGGGGUCAAUUAUUUCUCUCACAGCAUGCAUCGACCAAUAGAAAGGGUAACGAAAGUAUAUUACACAGUGCUUGCUGCAAUUGGUGUUCCAGUUAAUCUGGGUGCCAUCGUGAUCCUUUCCCGAGGAAACUGCGGUCUCUCGACUUGCACGACUUGUUACCUGUUGGCUAUGACAGCGGCGGAUCUAAUGGUCAUCAUCACUGACAUCAUAUUGAGACACUUCGGUUAUUUUUAUUAUCCAUUAUCCUUCCUGGACAUCACUCCUGUGUGCAGCAUGACAUACUUCCUGGCUCGUGAAGCAGUAGACUGUUCCGUCUGGUUCACCGUCACCUUUACCAUUAAUCGAUUUAUGGCCAUUUGUUGCCAGAAACUGAAGACCAAGUAUUGCACGAAGUCCACUGCAGUUGUGGUUCUCUCAAUAACCUGCAGUCUUCUCUUUUUGAAGAAUAUUCCCUUCUACUUUGUGUAUGAACCUCGUUGGAUUGUUGAAAAUGUGCCAUGGUUCUGUGCCACAAAAGCAAACUUUUAUGUUGAUCCUGGAUGGUUGGUCUUUAACUGGCUCGAUACAAUUUUAACACCAUUUCUCCCAUUUGUUCUCAUUCUAUUCCUUAACACUCUUACAGUGAAACAUAUUUUAUUUGCAAGUCGGGCUCGCAAGGAGCUGAAGGGGCAGAGCAAGAGCGGGUGCCUCAGAGACCCAGAGUUGGAGAGCAGAAGGAGAUCUGUGGUUUUACUCUUCACCAUAUCUGGCAGCUUCAUACUGCUGUGGCUGACCAAUGUUAUCGAUUUCACUAUUGUCAUGUUCACAGAUUUGGGUUCGGGUGAUUUUUGGUAUGUAUUUUCAGAAGUCGGCUGGAAGCUGCGGAACUUAAAUUGCUGCACAAAUACAGUUAUAUAUGGGGUGACUCAGUCACAGUUCAGAAAACAGGUCAAAAGUGCAGUGAAGUAUCCUCUCACAGCAAUUAUUCGAUUAAUCAAUAAAGACAUGACAUUGUAAAUAGCUAGCUACCUGCCCCUGUGUUUCCACUCCAUCAGCCAAUCGAAGUAAGGACUGGUUUUAGGCCUAAAUAAUGCAUCCAGAAUGAAGAGAGGGAAAGUGAUGGUGGGAAUGGUCUGUGAUCUGGGUGGGGGUGGUGGCGUGGUGAAUGGGCCACUGGGAUGGAGAACAGCAGCAAAUCAGCGACAGCCACUUCCACUCAGCCGAUUUGACACUCCACACCUUACCUCUGCCCAAACAAAACAAAAUAAAGAUGACACGUUUGUGUUCACUGACUUUGUAGGCCUGCCAUUCCCAACCAAUGCCGCCUCUGAUGGAAAGAGAAAAUACUUUGGAGAAGUGUUCUUGGUCUGAUAACGUGAGGUACUAGAGCUUGUGCUAUGAUUCAGAAAGUGGUCAUGCCUGAGGGACAAUCCUGCAGUUGUUGUACAUUAACCCAUAUCCUGGGCACCAUUGUCCUGGGUGGGAGGUUUGCUAGAGCUAUUCAGGAGAGUUUAAAGUAGUUUGACAGUGGGAUGGGAACCGGAGUUACGGAUCAGAAGAUGGGGUGAUCAGUGUACAGACAGUUAGGGCCAGCAGAAAAUCUAUGAGGAACGGCAAGCAGAUGAUUGGGCAAAUUGGCAGUCUGUGCGAUGGUUUGACAUGAGUCUAUUUCAAUGCAAGAAGUGUCAGGAAUAAGGGUGACGAAAUAGAGCAUGGAUCAGUUCUUGGAGCAAGAAUGUUGUGGCCAUUACGGUGACUUGGAUAACUCAGGGACAGGAAUGGUCGUUGGAAGUUCCAGGGUUUAGAUGAUUCAAAAUAAAUAAGGAGGGAGAUAAAAGUUGUUGAGGAGUGGCAUUGCUAAUCAGGGAUGGUAUCACAGCUGCAGAAAGGGUGGUCACGGAGAAGGGUUUCAACACUGAGUCAGUAUUGGUGAAAUUCAGAAACAGAAAAGGAGCAGUCACUCGAUUGGGAGUGUAUCAAUUUUCCCCAGGGCUUUCCCAUUUACCAUAUAGUUUGUUCUUGAAUUGGAUCUUCCAAAAUGCAUCAUCUCACACUUGCCCAGAUUAAACUUCAUCUGCUGUUUCUCCGCCCAACUUUUUAAUCUAUCUGUAUGCUGCUGCAUUCUCCGAUAAUCCCCUUCACGAUCUGCUACUCCACCAAUCUUAUUGUCAUCUGCAAUAUUUUGCCUACCUUCAAAAUUUUGACAUAUUCUGCAUUCAUUGAUUUCUGAUGAAACAAGUCUGGAAGAUUCACAGCUGACUGAAAGAAAGAGUAAAAUUUCCAUGUCGUGAUCUGAAAUAGAUGCUCCCCAAUUUUCAGAAAGAAUGAUCCCUUCAUUCUAGUUGAUCCCACAAAGCGGUAUAUCCACUCUGCACCUACCCGGUCAAAUCCCCUGGAGACCUUAAAUGUUUAAAUUAAGUCACCUCUGACACUGUUAAACUCCACAGGACAGAGGCCCAAGUUGACUUUGCUUUGCUCAUAAGACAGAGCUAAGACUGAAAUCUGACCAACCAGGGAGAAUCUUGAUGGCCUGAGGAGCCUUUCCUUGUUCCUUGUUUCUACUGUAAAUGUACACGUAAAGCAGAUGACUGCCAACAGGGACUGGAAGGCGCAAUGAGUGACCCUUUCCACUUUGAUGGAUUGGACGGGACAGGGCGAAAGUAAUUAAGGCCUGGAGUUUGUAAUUGGUUGAAAUAAGGUGCAGUUGGGCACCAAGUUCUCUCAAACAUAAUAUUAGGUGUGGAGUCGGCAGGAUGUCGGGUGUCGUGCGUAUCAAGGCACAGUUUCACAACAGAAGCAAAAUCAUACCAACGAAAGUUGGUAGAGUUUCUCUGAAGGGUGAAAAUUAUGGUAAAUCAAGGACAAAUUCAUGAGGCCAUAAAUCGGGCUUGCAUCUUCAGACACGUCAGAAAAUUUCAGAAAUUGCAGGCGAAUCUCAGCAGGUCUAACGGUAUCUGUGGGGCGAAAACAGAAUUAAUGUUUGAAGACCAGUGACUCUUCUUCAGAACGAUACUGGGUUCAAAACAUCAACGCUUCUUUUCACUACAGAAGCUGCCAGACCAGCUGUGAUUAAAAUUUUAUUCAUUUUCAGAUCUCCAGCAACGUGGGGUCUUUGUUUUAUUUCAGGAUAUUACAUUUUGGGAUAUCUAGUUACAAAGUUAGGCUUUUGGACGACAACUUAUCAUCUUAGGAACACCUACGAACAUGUAUCCCGCUUCACUGCAAUAAAGUCGUGUUUUGUUUCAA
This is a messenger RNA of Stegostoma tigrinum, 3245 nucleotides long. RefSeq names its product probable G-protein coupled receptor 139. The record is from RefSeq and is a predicted model, not a curated record. Gene Ontology annotation, cellular component: membrane. NCBI's taxonomy places the organism in Eukaryota, Metazoa, Chordata, Chondrichthyes, Orectolobiformes, Stegostomatidae. Bases 45 to 1016 code for a protein of 323 amino acids. Gene Ontology annotation, biological process: G protein-coupled receptor signaling pathway. Gene Ontology annotation, molecular function: G protein-coupled receptor activity. The transcript is spliced from 2 exons.